GAAUUAUGCUCAGAUAGUCUGCCUCAUCGAUCAUCCCCAGGACGUCAACGUCGUGCUUGCCGCAAUGGCUUCUCAGCCAACCGUGCAUCAACUAUUCAGACGCCUGGAAACUGUGGGCAAGGGUGCCUACGGUUCCGUCCACAAAGGCGUUCAUAUACCCACAGGAAAUAUUGUGGCCCUGAAAAUCAUCAACUUGGACACUGCUGAUGAUGAUGUAGAAGCCAUUCAACGUGAGGUAGCUCUAUUGACCCAGCUUCGCGAUGCUCCGAACGUUACCAAGUAUUACGGUUGUUAUCUUGACGGGCCUCGCGUUUGGAUCGCUAUGGAAUUCGCCCAGGGUGGAAGUGUCCGCACUCUCAUGCAGACCUCUAAAGACCGCGUUCUGGAGGAACGGUUCAUUGUACUCAUCAGCCGUGAGGUCGUCAUUGGCCUCAAUUAUCUACACAAAUCCGCCAUCAUCCAUAGAGACAUCAAAGCCGCUAACAUCCUCAUCACUGCCACCGGUAAAGUCAUGAUUUGCGACUUCGGUGUCUCCGCACUCUCUGCCACGACCACAAGUAAACGAAACACUUUGAUGGGCACCCCGAAUUGGAUGGCUCCUGAAGUGGCACAGCCCGUUCCAGCGUACGAUAGCAAGGCCGAUAUUUGGAGUUUAGGCAUCAUGAUUUACGAGAUGGUGAAGGGUGCACCUCCUCACUCAGAUUUAAGGGAUGCAAUCAAGGUUAUGCAAUUAAUAGCCAAGGUACAACCCCCUCAAUUGGCUGAAACAGAUGGUAGCAAAGAAAUGCGGGAGUUCGUAUCGCACUGUCUCAAAGCAUCUCCGAGUGAGCGGUUUUCCGCUGAUGAAUUAUCAAAAACGAAAUGGAUUAAAUCGGCGAAGGCUAACGUGUCUGCUCUACGGGAGCUGAUACUCCGGUACGAUGCUUGGAUGCAAAAUGGGGGCACUCGCAACAGCUUAGUGGAACCACUCGACUGGGAGAAUGAGGAGAUGAAAGACUUACAAGGUGUGGUAGAUGAAGAGACAGACCUCUGGGAAUUUGACACAAUAAGACGUCGAACAUUUCAAGCCGCAUUAAAAGAAGAUUUACUGCCAGAUACCUUCCCGAAUGACUCGUCACUAGCAGUUCCUACUGUCAAGCCUUCAGCUCGGGUACCUACAUCCUUGCGUGGCCUUUUUGAUGAUGAUUCCAUGCAUCUUGGAGUUGAAACUCUACGGGCUCCGAUGCCACCCCCUCCACCACGGCGCGAUACUCCGAGCCCCACGCCUCUCGCAUCUUCCUCUUCGUCACCAUCACGUGAUCGUACGCCGUUCAAACGCACAUUAGCCCCUACGGACAGUACAGAUGAUGUCCAGAUGGUCAAGUACAAUGAUUUCGCAUUUCCUCCCCGGAGAGCGAAGUCGAAACUCUCCACCAGCGUCCCAACUUCUAUGGAUGUGGAAACGAAAGAUGAAAACGCUCUUCCAGAGAACAAGGCCGAAGCUUCUGGUACCGUUAUCGAGACGGCUCCGACCUCUCCUCUUUUGCCACCCGUCAGGCCUUUUGUGGCCCGGGAGAGGAGUGGCAGCUCAUCAAGCAAAGGCAGUGAUGCCAGCAGCUCCGCAGCAAGUUUAAUUCUACCGGGACUCAAAGACGCAGUGAAGGUAGCAAGCGACGGCAUAUCAUCGAAAUGUUCACUCAAGUCAUUUUAGGUGCCUACCAUUACAUCGGAGCACCAGUUGGGUCUAACAGAUUUGCUCCCCCCUUCACCUUUGGCCCUUGUACACAAUAAAAGCUCCUUUGUUCAUUCUCCCAGUGCACUCGGGUCACCCAUGAUGACAAGCGAAA
Molecule: messenger RNA, 1826 nt
Organism: Suillus paluster
Lineage: Eukaryota; Fungi; Basidiomycota; Agaricomycetes; Boletales; Suillaceae
Product: kinase-like domain-containing protein
Exons: 4
Coding region: 65-1690 (541 amino acids)
Biological process (GO): protein phosphorylation
Molecular function (GO): ATP binding; protein kinase activity
Source: RefSeq, a predicted model, not a curated record